GAUCUGCUUCUAUUGGUGCGAGAAACAUGGCGUCAGCUUUCUAUCAUCUCUCACUUUCCUUUUGGUCCCUUUCUUGAUUUCUCUGAAGCUUCUUAACGAAUUAAUAUAUAGGUCAUGAAUGAAUCAAGAAGAAUCAGAUUUAGUUUCUUCAUCAUCAUCAUCAUCUUGAUCUCUGGGGGGAUUUUACCGGUAUCUUCAGAUGAUGAUGGUGUGGCCAAGAAAGAAGAGAAUCCGUCACUUGUAAAGAUCAUAUGUGGGAUCUUUGGCAAGAAAUUUCCUCCUAGCUCUUGGGAAUUGAUUCAAGGAGCAAUGCAGAAGAUCCAAACGAAGCUUUACCCUCCAAAUAUAGAUUUCAGAAGCAACAGCGACAAAAACACCAAGGACAAAGAAGGAGAAGACAAAGUAGAGAAAGUGAAAGAAGCGGCCACAAGGAGCCUUGAAUUAAGCAAGGAAGCCAUUGAAGAAUCAGCGAAACUAGCAGGAGGUGUUGUAGGAGAAGCAGUUCACAAAACAGCUGAGAAAGUUACUAAACAAACCUCACAUGAUGAAAUGUAAAUGUAACCCACCAAAGAUUUGCUCAUAAUGUUAUUUAACUUACAAAAAAAAAUUAAGAUUCAAAAGGAACCAAUCAUAGCGUUCAGACUCAAACUUAAACAACACAAAAGAGAGAUUCAAACUCUUAAAAAACAUAUCAAGAAGAGCGAGAAGAAGAAGAAGAGAGCUUAAGACACUCACUCUGACACCUCCUAAGACAAAUGUCAUUCCAGUUAGCAACUUGGUGCUGGUUGACACAGACGGUUCGAGCACAAGCAUCAGAGCAAGCGUCAAGCUCAGAUACGCCGCAGA
This is a messenger RNA of Brassica oleracea var. oleracea, 846 nucleotides long. RefSeq lists its product as uncharacterized. Lineage: Eukaryota; Viridiplantae; Streptophyta; Magnoliopsida; Brassicales; Brassicaceae. The record is from RefSeq and is a predicted model, not a curated record. The coding region runs from base 115 to 555 and encodes 146 amino acids. The transcript is spliced from 2 exons.